This is a messenger RNA of Nerophis ophidion (straightnose pipefish), 4909 nucleotides long. It is a transcript of the gene shtn3, whose product is annotated as shootin 3. The record is from RefSeq and is a predicted model, not a curated record. The transcript has 17 exons. NCBI's taxonomy places the organism in Eukaryota, Metazoa, Chordata, Actinopteri, Syngnathiformes, Syngnathidae. Bases 142 to 2058 code for a protein of 638 amino acids.
CAGGGUUCGCCGGCUGCCCUCAUCACCUCCAUCUUCUCCGCCGACACAAAUGAUGGAUUGCCGGCCAGCAGGAGCCGAAUGAUCCCCAUCCACCGAUACGUGGCGCGGAUCCACACAAGAAGAAGGCGGAUGAAUAAAUAAAUGCUGCCUUGCUCGUCAACGCCGGCCAUGGAGGGGGACGGGGACGCGCACGUGCACGCGCAGUGCAGCAGGCUGACAGAGGAGAGAAACGAGGCAGAGAGACAACUGAAACACAUCAAGAGAGUGUCACAGAUGGUCAUCGAGGAAGUAAGCGUCCUGCAGACUCAGCUGGAGAUUGAGAAGUCGUGUCGAGAGAACGCCGAGGCGCUCGCCACUAAGCUGAACUGCCAGAACAGGAAGUUGAAGUACCUGAGCUUGUCGUCGCGACCAUGUUUGGACGAGCUUCUCCCCAGCAUCGCCGACUGCAUCGCCAUGGAAACGGACGCCGAGCCGGCGGAGGAGGGCCCCGACACCUUUGCUCAGUACCAGCAACAGGUCAAAGAGCUGAGGGAGGCGGUGAGCAGCUUGUUGGAGGAGAAGAAGAACUUCCUGUGUCAAAUCAAUGAGCAGCAGAGAAGGAUGGAGGAGUUGACCACUCAGACACAGCGAGAUGAGAAGAGAUUGAAGGAACUUGGUGACGCCGUAGAACAACAACGUCAAACCAUCAAGAGGUUCCACAGAGUGUCCCUGAUGGCCACUGAGGAGUACGAGGGCAUGAAGGAGCAGCUGGACUUGGAGCAGGACCUUCGAGUCCGAGCCGAGACGUACGCACACCAGAUGUUGGUGAAGCAGAAGGAGGCCAGGCGCCAGAGCACGCUCCUCCUGCAGAGCGCCGAGCCCAGCGUGCAGCUGCUGGGCGCCCUGGAGGAGGUGGCCGCCAUCACCAAGACCUUGGAGGAGCAGCGGCUCCAGCAUCAGCAGACGGUGCGGGACCUGCAGGCCCAGCUGGACGGCAGCGGCACGAAGAAGGAGGUGAAGGAUCUGCAGAGACAGGUGGAGCUGCUGGAGGACGAGAAGAAGGACAUGCAGCAGCGACUGGAGCAGGCGGAGAAGGACAAGCUGCACCUGCAGCACAAGCUCCACCAGCUGCAAAAUGUCGCCGUGACGACCGACACGCCACCGACGCCACCUCCUCCCCCUCCUAGCCCGGCACCUGGCGUGGCCCCGCCCCCCGCGCCACUCCCCCAGCCGCCGCCCCCUCCUCCCCCGCCACCUCCCCCUCCUCCACCGCCCCCGUCGAGAUGCAACCCUCUCAGUUCUCUCAUCGCCAUCAUGAGGAAGACGUCCAAAGGUUCCAAAGCAUCUUUGAAGGCGGAGCAGCCGCCAGCGUCGGAGGGCGCCGAGGAGGUGAAGGUGAAGGCCGUCAACGAGAUGAUGGAGCGCAUCAAGCACGGCGUGGUCCUGCGGCCCGUCAAGACUCAGGAAAGCAAGAGAGUUGCAGUCAAACAACCUGCAGCCAGCGAGGACAAAGUUCAGGAGAGCGCCAUGGAGGAGCUGAAAGGCAUCCUGGAGACGGUGAAGAGGAGUCCAAGUCGAGGCUCACAGGAGGCGGCGCCCUCGCCAACGGGGAAGAAGGACAGCGAGCUGGAAGUCAUCCUCAGACGCCGCCGCAACAAAGCAGGAGGGAGCGCUUGUGACGAGCGUGACGACGGUCAAGUGAGUCACGUGUGGUCAUGUGACAGCUUGAGCGGGCGGCGCACCAGCAGCGACUCGGGCAAGGAUCCGGACGGGUCCACCACACCAUCCAACACCCGGCCGGACUCCGAGAGGCGGGGGUCGGGGCCGGGACCCCUGGUGGCCAGGAGGAGGAGCUCCGACAAGGAGACCCGCGUGGUGUCCUGGCAGGAGAGGAGGUCCGCGUGCUCCGGGUCUGACAAAGACUUCAUGGACUCGCCGCUCGGGAACGGCUGUGACCUCAGCGUCGGCGAGGACAACGGCGCCACAAAGACGCCCGUCCGCUCCAACGGCGUCCACAACGACAAGGAGCAGGGAGAUGACGUCACGGUUGGCGACAGCAACAGCGAGGUCGGGCUGUGAGUGUGGGCGUGGUCAAUAUGACAUCACAAACCAUGCACACACACACACACACACACACACAACAAUAAUAACACAUUUUUAAACAGAAAAAGUCACUGACAUGUGACGCCCUGCUGGAUGCUGUACUCAUCUUCCAGAACAAUCAGGGUCUGGUUUUUAAAUGAAAAGCAACACAAUGCUGCCACCUGCUGGCCUUUGGAAAUAAUGCAGCUUUAAAAGAGGCUGUCCCUAAAGUCUGGACAUACAUUUGGUGACCAACUGACCAUUCCAUUCUGGACUCAAAUCCAUUAUCUGGCAUAACAAUUACAAUGAAAAUGUUUUUUGAAACAGGUUACAAGUUAGAAAAGCUGUUUUAGGUUGCAUACAGAUGGCCUACAGAUGUAUUUUAAAAUUGCUUAUUUAAAUUAUUUUUUUUUAAAGUCAUUUUUUAAAAUUUUAUUAUUAUUAUUCAUUUUUUAUUGAUCUGAAAAAACUUAUAGAUAACAAACGCGAUUCGGAUGGAGAUGGAUUUUCCGAGUACUCCUAGUUUACAUUAUGCAAUGUUUAAUGAAUAAAUUCAUAAUUAAUCUGUGUAUAAAUUGAAUAACUAUUUAUAAAAUAAUAACAAAUAUAUCACAUGUGAAAAAAAAAUACAAAAUCCAUAUGAUAAUUGGCUAACACCUUAGUAUGUGGAACAUAUUCACCAUUAAUUAGUUUGUUAUUAAAAAUGUAUUUUAAAAAUUGCUUUUUGGAAAAAAAAAGAGAAAAAAAUAUUCUUUUUUUUUUUUAAUGUUUAUUUUUUUAUUGAUUUAAAAAAAUUAUAAAUAACAAACGCAAUUCGUAAGUGGGUGGAUUUUCUAGCAUUUCUAAUAUACAUGAUACGAUGUUUAAUUAAUAAAUUCAUAAUUAAUCCGUGUAUAAAUUGAAUAACUAUUUAUAAAAUAAUAACAAAUAUAUCACUUGUGAAAAAAAAACAAAAUCCAUAUGAUAAUUGGCUAACACCUUAGUAUGGGGAACAUAUUCUCCAUUAAUUAGUUUCUUAUUUAAAAUGUAUUUUAAAAAUUACUUAUUUAGAAAAAAAAAUCCUCUUUUUUUUAAAUUGAUUUAAAAAAAUGUAUAAAUAACAAACACGAUUCGAAUGUGGAUGGAUUUUCUGAGCUCUCCUAAUAUACAUCAUACAAUGUUUAAUUAAUGAAUUCAUAAUUAAUCCGUGAAUAAAUUGAAUAACUAUUUAUAACAUAACAACAAACACAACGCAUGUGAAAAAAAAAAAAAAAUCCAUAUGAUAAUUGGCUAACACCUUAGUAUGGGGAACAUAUUCACCAUUAAUUAGUUUCUUAUUUAAAAUGUAUUUAAAAAAUUGCUUAUUUCGAAAAAAAAAUCCUCUUUUUAAAUUUUUUUUUUUUUUUAUUGAUUUAAAAAAAAUUAUAAAUACCAAACACGAUUCGAAUGUGGAUGGAUUUUCAGAGCACUCCUAAUAUACAUUAUACAAUGUUUAAUUAAUUAAUUCAUAAUUAAUCCGUGAAUAAAUUGAAUAACUAUUUAUAAAAUAAUAAAUACAUCACAUGUGAAAAAAAUACAAAAUCCAUAUGAUAAUUGGCUAACACCUUACUUAGUAUGUGGAUCAUAUUCACCAUUAAUUAGUUUCUUAUUAAAGUAACAAAGACUUAAUUUAGAGUUAUUUGGACACGAGGGGAACAUUCAAGGGUUCCUAAUAAGUAAUAAUUCUGAGGGUAUUGAGGGAAGACUCUUAUUGCUUAUGUAAUAGAAUAAGGCAUCAAUAAGUACUUAAUAAUAACUAAUUAAGAGCCAGUAUGUUACUAAUUUGCAUGUUAAUAAGCAACUCAGUGGUCUAGUGGUUAGAGUGUCCGCCCUGAGGGCGGUAGGUUGUGAGUUCAAACCCCAAAGACUAUAAAAAUGGGAGCCAUUACCUCCCUGCUUGGCACUCAGCAUCAAGGCUUGGAAUUGGGGGUUAAAUCCCCAAAAAUGAUUCCCAAGCGCGGCCACCGCUGCUCCUCACUGCUCCCCUCACCUCCUCGUGGGUGAUCAAGUGUCACGACUUGGACCUGGGCGUUGUUUGUUUUUCCGAGGCAAAGGAAAGUUGGCGCGAGCAAGGCGUGAAUGUAAGUACAUAUUUAUUUCUUACACUAACAAACUGCAAACAAAAGGCGCGGUACAAAAACUUGGCUGUGUAAACAAAAUUCGCACCAAGGCAAAACUAUUAAACAUCAAACAAAAACUUGCACCGUGGCAUGAAUAACGAGAAAACUUACUUUGGAACAGAACGAGAACGGGACCUGGAUCAUUGGCAUGGAUUACAAGGUACAUAACAAGUGAUGGAAGGUUGCCAAGAUGAAGAACAGAAACAGACAGCUUAAAUAGCAGUGACAUAAUCAGUGAAAACAGGUGCCGGACAUGACAGGUGAAAACUUAUGAGUUGUUAUGGUAACAAAAAAAACAGGAAGUGCAAAAACAGGAACUGAGUAUCCAUAAAACCAAAUAUAAUCCCACAGACAUGACAUCAAGAGUGAUGGAUCAAAUGCAGGGAAUAAUUUUGCCACACCUAAUGUGUGUGUGACAUUCAUUAGCACUUUAACCUAACCAAUUAAUGGUGAAUAUGCGGUCCCCAAUACUAAAGUGUUACCCAUCCAUCCAUCUAUUUUCUACCGCUUAUUCCCUUUCGGGGUCGCGGGGGGCGCUGGCGCCUAUCUCAGCUACAAUCGGGCGGAAGGCGGGGUACACCCUGGACAAGUCGCCACCUCAUCGCAGGGCCAACACAGAUAGACAGACAACAUUCACACUCACAUUCACACACUAGGGCCAAUUUAGUGUUGUCAAUCAACCUAUCCCCAGGUGCAUGUCUUUGGAAGUG